Messenger RNA from Aspergillus fischeri NRRL 181, 807 nucleotides. RefSeq names its product alpha/beta hydrolase. NCBI's taxonomy places the organism in Eukaryota, Fungi, Ascomycota, Eurotiomycetes, Eurotiales, Aspergillaceae. The record is from RefSeq and is a predicted model, not a curated record. The transcript has a single exon. The coding region runs from base 1 to 807 and encodes 268 amino acids. Gene Ontology annotation, molecular function: hydrolase activity.
AUGGGCCACGGCAUCGGCUGUAUCAAAGACGCCGGCCUAGCUCCCUUCGUUACUACUUUCGCCCACCACGGUUACAUAGCAGUGACCUUCGACUACUUGUACUUCGGUCAAAGUGAAGGAGAGCCGCGCAACCUAAUGAGUGUUUCCCAGCAGCUACAUGACUUUGAGGAUGUCAUUUCCUGGGUACGUACUCAGCCAGAGAGAUUCGACGUGGAUAAAAUUGUGGUAUGGGGCACAAGCUUCGGAGGGAUGCAUACUACAGCUCUCCUCGCACAGGACCACAAACUUGCUGGUGGCAUAGCCCAGUGCCCUUGUGUGGACGGUCUAGCGGCUUCUUUGCAAGUCCCGUUUCUCCAAUCAAUGCGCCUAACUUGGGCUGCUUUGCGCGAUGUUGGGCAUUCCAUUUUUGGACUUGGGCCAGUGUACGUUAACCUGUCCUCGAAUGGGCUUCCAGGAUCACCCUUGGCCAUUAUGAGCGGAGAAGAAGUAGCGCAAGGAUGGGAUCGGCUUGUAUCGAUGGAGGACAUGCCAUUUCCGAAUAAGAUCGCCGCUCGAUCUCUUUUCAGUGUCCUCACCAAUCGCCCGGUUCAUAAAGCCCACAAAAUAAGGAAGCCAUAUCUGAUAAUCCUUCCAACUUGGGAUGGACAGGCACCACUGAGUGCAGCGGAGAAGACAGCAGCAUUGGCGCCUCUAGGAGAAGGGUUAAGAGUGCAAGGAGGUCAUUUCGAUCUUUACUACUCAGGGCCCGCGUUUGACGAGAACAUCAGGGGGCAGUUGGAGUUCCUGGAAAGGAUACUAAAGAAAUAG